This is a messenger RNA of Girardinichthys multiradiatus, 3207 nucleotides long. RefSeq names its product major facilitator superfamily domain-containing protein 6-A-like. NCBI's taxonomy places the organism in Eukaryota, Metazoa, Chordata, Actinopteri, Cyprinodontiformes, Goodeidae. Gene Ontology annotation, cellular component: plasma membrane. The transcript is spliced from 7 exons. The coding region runs from base 288 to 2573 and encodes 761 amino acids. The record is from RefSeq and is a predicted model, not a curated record. Gene Ontology annotation, biological process: antigen processing and presentation of exogenous peptide antigen via MHC class I.
CUAGCCGCUAGCUUGCUGACUGUUGUCUGUUUCGGGACAGGUGGAAUCUCCGGUUUGACGAAGCCGCUGUUGUUCUCACAACAAAAGGGAACCGACCCGGAGAAAACGCCUUAAUUUUCGUUACGGAACACAAACAUGGAACCGUCGUCGUGGAUUUAAACGAUUUCCGCUGAUUUUAAGCGAUAAUUUUAGCGGGUUUUGAGUGAAACAAUGUCCCAGGGAGAAGGGAGAAAUUUGAGAAAAUACUGCGCAGUCACCGUUUAAUGGGAGCGGUGACCUGAGCAGAUAUGGCAGCUGACGACAAGGUUGCUAUCCUGACGGACGAUGAGGAGGAUCAGAAGAGGAAGUAUGUGUUGGCGGAGCCGUUUAACACCCUGUCCAUGGUGCAGCAGGCAGGCGUGUCCACGCCGGCGCCGCCUGAAGAGCUGUCCAUGCCGCAGCCCGACCCUGUGGACUGCUGCGAGAGGAUCUGCCUCCGCAUUAACAACCACCUCCUCAUAUCUAAAAUCUUCUACUUCUUCUUCUACGCUGCCUACGGCUCAUUACAUCCCCUGCUGGCGGUCUACUAUAAACAGCUCGGCAUGUCGGCCAGUCGCAGCGGCUUGCUUGUUGGCAUUCGGUACUUUAUAGAGUUCUGCAGCGCCCCCUUUUGGGGCGUAGUGGCGGACCGUUUUAAGAAAGGGAAGGUUGUGUUGCUGUUUUCCGUCAUGUGUUGGUUGGUGUUCAACUGUGGCAUCGGCUUUGUCAAACCAGCAGAGAUGAAGUGUGAAGAAAAAGGUGUUUCUACGACGACGGUUCCUCCACUGUUCACCACUCUUCCUCCUGGCAACGUCACCUCUCCAAGCAACUCCACUAACCACACCAGAAGCCGGCGGAGCAUCUUGGACAUGCCUGAAGUUCUUGAAGUGUUGCACAGUUCCUUUAACGUUCUCUACAGGCAAAAACGAAGCCUCGAUGACAGCACCUCAGCUCUCUUCUUGCCGUUAAACACCACACAACUGGUGCCCAACUCCACCCUACAGACUACCACCACCACGUCCCCAGCUACAACCUCCAAGAAGGAGUACCAGAUCAUCUACAACCAGGACCAGGUGAAUAGCAUCUUCCUGCUUAUCCUGCUCGUCAUUAUUGUAGGCGAGUUCUUCAGCGCACCUGCCGUCACCAUCGUGGACACCGUCACCCUGCAGUACCUGGGGAAGGCCCGUGACCGAUAUGGCCUGCAGAGGAUGUGGGGCUCCCUGGGCUGGGGUCUGGCCAUGCUGGGAGUGGGCAUCUGGAUUGACCACACGCACAUCACCGUCCCGAUCGAAGGCGUCGGCUGCAUCCUGCCGGACUACCGCCUGCACAACUACCGACUCGCCUUCAUCAUCUUCGGCGUUCUGAUGGGUGUGGCCUUCGUGGUGGCUACUCAGUUCUACUUUGAAAAGGGAGAGGAGUACCGACAGGAGCUGCCAGAGGUGGUGGAGGACCCAGCAAACCCUCAGGCAUCACCAGAGUCCAGCUCCUCAGACCAGACCCCGGUCAACUCUGAGGCCACCCAGGAGUUCCACUACGGUGACCUGCUGAGGCUGUUGUGCACAGUCCGCUACAGCUCCGUCCUCUUCGUCGCCUGGUUCAUGGGCUUCGGCUACGGCUUUGUCUUCAGCUUCCUGUACUGGCACCUGGAGGACCUGAAGGGGACCACUACGCUGUUCGGGGUCUGCUCCAUCCUGAGCCACGUCUCAGAACUCGCAGCUUACUUCACCAGCCACAAGUUCAUCGAGCUCGUUGGUCACGUCAGAGUGCUGUACAUCGGCCUGGCCUGCAACACAGCUCGGUACCUGUACAUCUCGUACCUGGAGAACGCCUGGAUUGUUCUGCCCAUGGAGGUCCUGCAAGGUGUGACCCAUGCUUCGGUUUGGGCCGCUUGUAUUUCCUUCCUGAGCGCUGCCGUCCCUCCAGCUCUGAGGACGUCAGCGCAGGGGAUUCUGCAGGGUCUGCACCUCGGACUGGGCCGAGGCUGCGGAGCCAUGGUGGGAGGAGUGUUCGUCAGUUAUUUUGGCGCUGCAGAGACAUUUAGAGGAAUCGGGAUGGCCUCUUUGGUAAUUCUCCUCAUCUUCUCCUUCAUCCAGUGUCUGACUCAAGAGAUCGAAGGAAAAGAGGACAAAAUGCUGGCUGAGAACAUCCCAGUUCCCUCCAGCCCGGUCCCCAUCGCCACCAUCGACCUGGUUGAGAGCCAUAGUGCUCCCGGCAGCCCGGCGACGCCUCAGCCGGCCGUGGCGCUGCCCGUCAGGAAAACCAAGCACCAAGAGGACCAGGAGGACGUGACGAGGCCGGCCUGGGUGCUAUCCAGCUCCCCCUGGGUCACCAUCACCUUCACGUUGGUCCAGAUCAGGGAGAUGAUGAACAUGAAGAAGAACAGAGGCCCCCCUGCAGAGAACCAGCCACUGCAGGCUCCUAAAGGCCAGCCGCCAGCUGAGUACGAGGCGGUGGCCACUUCGCACGGGGACCAGACCGCCUCUGAGACGCAGCCGGAUUCUUCCCGCCCAGAUUCCGUCUCUGACAGAGGAAGGUCUGCAGAAAACACGCUCUGACUUACUUUGCUCCUGCAGCUCGGUCCUAAAUGAAGUGUUAAAACCUGCUUUUGUGGGGAAAUCUUCUCACCAGUCUAUAAACACUGUAUUUAAAUAUUUAUGUAAAACUAAUGGCCUUUAUAAGCCGGUGCGAAGGUCCAGAAAAUGUUUGCAAACUACUGAAGUUAUUGAGGGUUUUCUCUUUAUUUCAAGACUUGAUUUAGUUUUUCCAGCAGUAACUUGAAGCAGAGGUGCUUACAGUGGUUUAAACUCCUAAAGGUGAAUAAAUCCAACGCACCUUCUGCUCUCUGUGGACUGUAUUUACUGCCACUGGACUGUGAAGGACGUUCCUUCAGAUGCAGAAGUGCUUCUCCCUAACUUAUUGAAGUUAAUUUAGCUGAACGGUGAUCUCAAUCGUAACAUAUUCAACGUUUAAAAGAAGUGAUGAAAUGCACAUUUAGGAAAUCAUUCAUUUUUUCUUUCAACACUGGUUGGUUUUGUUCUCUACAGACUGGCUGCUUAAAAACGCCAAACAUUUAUGCAUCAAAGGUUAUUUUGUCUGUUUUUAAACCAGCAGAAUAAUUCUUUACAUAUCUGUAAAUCAGCUGUCCAUCAAGUCAGGUUCAUGUUAGUUAAUAAAAUGUAUCUAACUUUC